This is a messenger RNA of Anopheles cruzii, 589 nucleotides long. RefSeq lists its product as uncharacterized. The transcript has 2 exons. Bases 227 to 436 code for a protein of 69 amino acids. Lineage: Eukaryota; Metazoa; Arthropoda; Insecta; Diptera; Culicidae. The record is from RefSeq and is a predicted model, not a curated record.
AACAAAGCCCUCGUUUACCCGUUCAUCGCAUUCAAUCAUCAGCACAUGUCUCGUCCAUCAUCGCUUGCUGACUGCGCAGUAGCCCGGCUGUUGUUGUGCCGUUCCAUGUGACAGUCGCCCAGUGCGUGUGCCGUGUGUGAAAGACUCUGCUAUCUGUAUAUCCACUCCACUGUGCAAGGACCGCGGUGGAACGCCUUUUCUUCUCGCGUCUGGCCAACUGAAAGGAAUGCCCUUUAACUGUAGUCGCGAUUGUGUGGGUAUUCGGUACCGCAUCAACUCGCUGCACCAAACCUGGAAGUGGCUGCACCAGACCAUUGCCCUUCACGAGUACCUCAUCUCGAUGAGCGCAGAAGAUACGAACGCCAUCGAGCGCCACCACGACCACCACCACAAAACCAUUGCCAUCCCGCAGCAGCAGCUGAUCGCCGUUUGUUAGGCAACGUAUCGAGAGUGUGUGCAUUUGUUCAGUGAAGACCACGAGGCCGUCUCGCCUGCCCCGACGAACGUGUGUCGCGUGUGUCGUGUGUUCCCUGCUGUGUGGUUUUACAAAAAUAGAUACUGUUGUCCGCACACACCCGGGUUACGGGGU